CGCAUGGCUCAUCUUUGAGUUGUGUUGUGUGCUUCUCCUUUAGGAAGAGCUUUAUAUUCGCAAUCUGCCUCUUAGAGUAAACUCGUUGUGGGGGUAGAGUUUUGACACAGACGCCAAGGUUUCUCUCCCACGUCAGCCCAGGGAGCAAACGGUGCAGAGCAGGACCUUCUGGUACAUUCUGGUCAAAAGUGUCCUUUCGUUUGUUUGUUUUUUCACUUCUGUACAUUAUUUUCAUGUUUUUUCUUCAAGCGUUAUUAUAAAAUUAACAAUAUACCCUUCCUCUUGGCCAGGAAGUUCAGAGCUAGUUCUCAGGCCCAGCUCUUAAAUUUGUGGAAAACUUUAUGUUUCUGAAACUAAUCUCCUCCUCCAUCCCCCACAUCCUAGUUUUGACUUCCUAUUCUGAUUUAUAUCCAAUUCCAAUUUAAUUUUCUUUUAUUUCAUAUUUCUAUUUUCCCAUAUGUAUUUCUUAUCUACUGCCUCAAAUCCUUUGUGAGAUGAGGCAGGGUUGCAUCAGUUAGGACACAGAAGUAUCAUGGUCAAGGAAGAUGGAAUUUGUUUUCCCUCUCACGGCGCAGUCCAGAGGUUUGACGGGGAUGAGCUCACCACCGAUGAAAGGAUACGGACCCUGGCUCAGAGGUGGCAGCCCAGCAGGAGUCUGAGACUGGACGAGCAGAGCGCCAAAGCUGUGGAUACAGACAUGAUUAUCUUACCAUGCUUGUCCCGGCCCGCAUGCUGUGACCAGGCCACCACGGAGUCAAACCCCGUGACCCAGAAGCUGAUCUCCAGCACGGAGAGUGAACUGCAGCAGAGCUACGCCAAGCAGCGGCGCAGCAAGAGCGCCGCCCUCCUGCACAAAGAGCUCAACUGCAAGAGCAAGAGGGCCGUGCGGGAGUACCUCUUCCGCGUGAAUGAGGCCACAGCAGUCCUGUACGCCCGCCACGUGCUCGCAUCCUUGCUCGCUGAGUGGCCGGGGCACGUGCCGGUGAGCGAGGACAUCCUGGAGCUGAGCGGCCCUGCCCACAUGACCUACAUUCUGGAUAUGUUCAUGCAGCUGGAAGAAAAGCACCAGUGGGAGAAGAUACUGCAGAAGGUGCUCCGGGGCUGCCGAGAGAGCAUGCUAGGCACCAUGGCCCUGGCGGCCUGCCAGUUCAUGGAGGAGCCAGGAAUGGAGGUGCAAGUGAGGGAGUCGAAACACCCGUAUAACAACAACACCAACUUUGAGGAUAAAGUUCAUAUUCCUGGUGCAAUCUACCUCUCAAUCAAAUUCGAUCCUCAGUGCAAUACGGAGGAAGGCUGUGACGAGCUAGCCAUGUCCAGCAGCAGUGACUUUCAGCAGGAUCGACACAACUUCAGUGGGUCUCAACAGAAAUGGAAAGAUUUUGAGCUUCCAGGAGAUACUCUGUAUUACCGCUUCACCUCUGACAUGAGCAACACCGAGUGGGGCUACAAAUUCACUGUGACGGCUGGGCACCUGGGGCGAUUCCAGACAGGAUUCGAGAUUUUGAAGCAGAUGCUGUCAGAGGAAAGAGUUGUGCCGCACCUCCCGCUGGCCAAAAUUUGGGAAUGGCUGGUGGGCGUAGCCUGUCGCCAGACUGGUCAUCAGCGGUUAAAAGCCAUCCACCUACUCCUGAGGAUCGUGCGAUGCUGCACCCACAGCGACCUCUGUGACCUCAUGCUGUUGAAGCCCCUUUGGCAGCUCUUCACCCAAAUGGAGUACAGCCUGUUUGAGGACGUGACACAGCCUGGCAUCCUGCUGCCCCUGCAUCGCGCCCUCACCGAGCUCUUCUUUGUCACUGAGAACCGCGCCCAGGAGCUCGGCCUGCUGCAGGAUUACCUGCUGGCCUUAACCACCGACGACCACCUUCUGCGCUGCGCGGCGCAGGCUCUGCAGAAUAUUGCUGCUAUCAGCCUGGCCAUCAACUACCCAAACAAGGCCACCCGCCUCUGGAAUGUUGAUUGUUAGCCCUUGGUAUGGUGUGCAUGGAAGUAGCUAAUCUGUCCACAAGGAUCUUAGAGCAGAUGCCUAAACUCAUUCGGGAAGAUUCCUGUGGCGUCGGUGCCUGGCGCUCCUUGAGCUCCCCCUUCCACCCCAACUAGAAUGUCAAGCUGCCGCGUCUCCGAGAACUUCCCGUGUCACAGGCCAGGCACCUGCACGUACCAUAGCAUGUGAGAAUAAGCAGACCAGUGCAAAAUUAUUCAGAAAGGGCAGGCAGCAGGCCCUUGAGAAGGUUGUUCAGAGGCCAGCCUCCUCCAGGGUCUGUCCCUGCAGAAGCCGCAGCCCCAAGAAGACCUGGCUGCAGCCGCUCUGGAAAGGGCUCUGUCUCCGUUGAGCUGGAACUGCCUGCACUUGACCUUCAGGGGAAGACAGGGUCUGCCCUGGGCCACCUUUCUCAGCAGGACCUCCAGCAGCAGCCUGGGAGCUCCUCUUUUGCUUUUGCUUCUUGAGACUGGGUCAUCCAAACCAAAACCAGUGAGAGCGCCUUGGGGCUGCCACCUGGUCCCCACCAUUCAGUACGGAACCCACUGCCGCACUGGCCCCCUGCAUAGCCUCGGCCGUCCCGGAGAAAUCCUUGGAGAGAACAAGUGCCCUUGGGAACAGCCAGCAGGCCGCCGUGCACGUCCGCCCGUGCACUGCUCCCAGCACAGCUGUGUUGUUUUAGUUGUUUUAACAUAUUUCAGUUCCCACCUCAUGUUCUUAGAAAGAACCACACCAACUCCCUGGAGAGAGACUCGGGGGCAUGACCAGUGGAUCGGUCAUUCAGGGGGACAAACUGGUUUGUGUGAAAGUAGCAGAACUUGAAGAAUACUCUUUAGCUUCUGUACCUAAAGACUUGAAGUGUAAUCAGAGGAUAUCUUACCUUAGAAGUAAAAA
Molecule: messenger RNA, 2872 nt
Organism: Physeter macrocephalus (sperm whale)
Lineage: Eukaryota; Metazoa; Chordata; Mammalia; Artiodactyla; Physeteridae
Product: zinc finger ZZ-type and EF-hand domain-containing protein 1-like
Exons: 10
Coding region: 533-1963 (476 amino acids)
Source: RefSeq, a predicted model, not a curated record